This is a messenger RNA of Ornithodoros turicata, 1052 nucleotides long. Its product is annotated as U3 small nucleolar ribonucleoprotein protein IMP4-like. The transcript has 9 exons. The coding region runs from base 137 to 1015 and encodes 292 amino acids. Gene Ontology annotation, cellular component: small-subunit processome; Mpp10 complex; nucleolus. Gene Ontology annotation, biological process: rRNA processing. NCBI's taxonomy places the organism in Eukaryota, Metazoa, Arthropoda, Arachnida, Ixodida, Argasidae. Gene Ontology annotation, molecular function: snoRNA binding; rRNA primary transcript binding. The record is from RefSeq and is a predicted model, not a curated record.
CUGGUUCCGUUCGAGCUUCCUGUUUUCAUGAUCACGUUGUUUCGUUCGCGGUGUUCGCGGUUCACGGCAUGUAGUUUUCACUGGUCACACGUGGUUUUUCUGAAUUUACAAGCCAAAAGUUUAAGAUUCGACCAAAAUGCUCCGGCGUCUUGCUCGCGAACGUAGAGAAUACCUCUACAGGAAGUCCAUAGAAGACAAACGGAGGACUAUAGAAGAGAAAAAAGAGCGUCUGAAGAGAGCUCUCGAUGAGAACCAGCCGAUUCCUUAUGAGCUACGUGAAGAAGCAUUGGCCCUGCAACGUUCUCUCGAGUGGGACGACCCCGGCAGUGAAGGAAUCCUGAGUCAGGAAGACGACGAAUACAGAUGGGCUGGUGUACAUGACCCAAAGAUUGUGGUCACCACUUCCAGAGAUCCUAGUGCCAAGUUGAAGCAAUUUUCAAAGGAAUUGCGACUGGUGCUCCCAAACGCUCAGCGAAUGAACAGAGGCGGUUAUGAAAUGAAGCAGUUGAUCCAAGCAUGCCGCGCUAACGAAGUGACAGACUUUGUUGUCGUCCACGAGACGAGAGGAAGCCCGGAUGGACUUAUCAUCAGCCACCUUCCAUAUGGCCCAACAGCGUACUUCACCAUCUUCAACGUUGUCAUGCGCCAUGACAUUCCAGAUAUAGGCACCAUGUCGGAAGCAUAUCCUCACCUCAUCUUUCACAACUUCAAGACGAGGCUUGGGAAAAGGGUGAUGAACAUCCUAAAGUACCUUUUCCCUGUGCCCAAGGAAGAUUCUCAUCGUGUCAUCACAUUUGCCAAUCAGGACGAUUACAUCUCUUUUCGGCAUCACACGUAUAAGAAGGUGAACAAGGAGAACACAUUGGAAGAAGUUGGACCAAGGUUUGAACUGAAAUUGUACGAGAUAAAACUGGGAACCCUGGAUGAAGCUGCUGCACUGGACGUGGAAUGGAGCCUCCGGCCGUACAUGAACACUGCCAAGAAGAGGCGCUUCCUUAGCAACGACCCAUUUUAGUUGUACAGAUAUAAAAGCUUGUGGUGCAUCGACUUCA